Portunus trituberculatus (swimming crab) is the source of this 2380-nucleotide messenger RNA. RefSeq lists its product as uncharacterized. The transcript has 2 exons. NCBI's taxonomy places the organism in Eukaryota, Metazoa, Arthropoda, Malacostraca, Decapoda, Portunidae. The coding region runs from base 131 to 1708 and encodes 525 amino acids. The record is from RefSeq and is a predicted model, not a curated record.
GUAACAGUAGCCUCGAAACUCAAACAAACAGAGGCUCGAAGCUACGCUCACAGUUCCUGACUGUCAAGCGUUCUGUUAUCAAGGUUUUUAGGGGUCUUUAUUCAUAGGCUGCUUGAAGAAACCUUGCCUAAUGGAAGAUGACCUCCAGGCGGGGGAGUGCAGCCCCCUGGAACCUCUGACCCUGCCUCCGGGAGUCACUCCAGAGAUAGCUGCCAGGCUCACAACUGGUAUCCUAAUGAGACAAGCUUACUGCUCCACCACUCCAUGGACUCAGUGGCUCCUCCUUGCCUCUGUCAGAAUCUUACAUGGUCAUGGAACUCCUACACUGGAUUCUGUAAGUCUCCAUUUAUUACAAGGCUCAUUGGAUGAAAAAUUGUCAUGUGGAGAUCUUUUAGUUGAUGUGGAAGAUGCUAUCCCACACUUGAGUACAGAAGAAAUUAAAGAAAAUGCAAAUAAUUUUGAGAAAAGGAAUAUGGCUUCACCAUGUACUAAGGAUCAUACAGAUGGAAAUGUAGAUUUGGGGAAUACUUUGAAUGAAGAACCAAGUCCUGCUAUGAAGAAUGCAGCUGAAGAAGAGGGUGAAAAGUUUAGCUAUUUAGAAAAAGAGAAAUUUGCUGAUAACACUACAAUACCAUUUAUUGGAGACUGUAAAGGUGCACAUACAGGUUUGGAAAGUGCUGUUAAUAAUGUAGAUAAAAGUAAUUUAGAACCAAGCCGUUAUUCUAUGCAAAGUAUAGUAACUGAAGACAAAAACAUAUUGGAAAUAAGUUUUAACCCAUCGAAGAGAAGUACUCCAAAAACAAGCCUUGUUCCUUUUCCCAAAAAUUAUCUCUGUGAAAAUGAUAAUUCAUUUAAUGUUAGUCACCAUUCUCCAAAAGACAGUAAUAUCUCUAACAUAGCACACAACCAGCAAAGAAGCUCAAUUUCUCUAGAGGGGGGGAAUAAAAUCUCCCAGGAAAAGCAUUGCCCUGAUAAAGAGCCAAAUUCCAUAGUAAUGAGUCAAGAUCACCACAAAAUGCAUGGCCGACCUGAAGGCAACAUGCCCACAGAGUUAAGCAACAUUUGCAAACAACACAAUCUUAUUAGUGAUAUAAUGUCUGCAGAAUCAGACAAUGCACCAUGUAACUCUGCCUCAACAUUAAUUAAGAAAAGUGUCAGUAUCCAAGUGAACCCGAGGAAACUGGGAAUCCUCACCACUAAGUGGGUUCAAGUGAAGGGGCCUCGGCUGACAGAGGUUGGGGUACAAGCAGACCUUCCAACUUAUGAAACAGAACAAACUAAGAGUUUUGAUGCCCAACUUGACAUCAGUGGAUGUGCUGACACCCUCCCCAAAGUAUUUGCUGACAAAGAGAUGCAGACUGUUAUACAAAACAAAAGAGACAAGAGUUCUCAAACUGGUGAGGUGAACUUGAAGAUAGAGAAUCAGCCAUCACAGCCAUUAUGGAAUAUCAUUUCACUGUCAGAUUUGCCCAAGAGAAAGAAAAAUAGGGCAUUUAGGGAAAAAGACCAGAUGAAAAGUGUAGCUGGUGAUGACAAUGAAAAGAAUGCCUUAGAUAAUGGCUUUGAAAGUAGCAAUGCAGAAAAGUCUAUUGCAAGAGGAAAGAAACUUUUCCAUGGUCGUCCUAUGGCGAAGGGCAAAAUGACCAAGCCAGUUGAGAUUCCUCUUGAUGCUGUGGCAAGGAUGCAAGAUCCAAGGAUCCAAGGCUAAUAUUAGAUUAAGACUCUCUACAAACUGAUAUUUUCAGUAUGACUAUCUGUUAACCUGUAUAAACCAUCCUUGUGUCUUACAAGAAAGAAUCAGAACAAAAUGUUUACUUAGGUUUUUAUUUUUUAAUCAUUAAGAUAUGAAAGCUGCUCAUCCUGUCAUAUAAGUAUAUUUGAAUGUCAAUUAUUUGAAUAAAUUUUUAUCAUAGAUUGUAUCAGAAAAGUUUGAGAUAUUUAUGAUGAAUUUAACAAGAUGUAGAGUGGAUCAGUAUAUAAUAAUGUUAUUUGUAUGUGUUUUGGAUAGCUCAGUGGAGGAAACCUGUGUGAUAGGAGAUGGCACCAUCCAAUAACUCUUCACAUGUGCAUAACUAUAAUUGGUUAGCCUUUUUGGAAUUUGAUUUUAAAAUGUCUUUAGCACUUGUAAGGCAUUGUACAAAUAUUGUGUAAAUAUUAUAUGAACUUGUCUUCUUGUGUUGCAGUAGUACAUUGGUACUGUAAGAAAAUACUGAAUCACCACAUUGGUUAUUAGAAGAUAGGAUCAUGGAAUGUAACCUCUUGUCAUAGGUGUAAAAUUCUCGUAUACAUGUAAAUUCUGCUGACAAAGAUCUUGGACGAAGCAUAGAGUAACUUGCUUACAUAACAAGACCUUGGUUUAUUAGUUCUUGCUUACCUUUUG